AUGCUUACAAUCUUUAACGAUUCUUUAGCAAUAAAUAACAACGUUACAUCAGAUGACACCAUUAUGCAGAAUAGCCUCAUGUUUAACACUAGCAAUGAAGGUACCAGUUUCCUUCUGUUUAACGAUGUACUGGAUACGCACAUUGUAGACCUGCUCCACGUCUUCAUUAACUGCUUCAUGGUAAACAUUAUGUGCGCCUUCGGGAUCGUCGGAAACUGCAUCAACAUUGCCGUUUUGUGCCAGCACGGAUUUCGAGAAACAACAAACAUAAUUCUGUUUUCCCUGUCCGUAUCUGAUCUUAUGUACUGCUUGGUUGUACCUAUAACCAAACUGCGAUUUGUUAUCAUGUUCUUUAGCGAAGCCGUUGCUAUCACAGCGCAAACAUUUGGUACUGUCUACUUGUUCAUGCCCAAAUUUGUGUAUCUAGCCAGUAGUUUUACUUAUGUUUCCAUCAUUGCUGUGGAGCGCUUUGUUGCGGUGUUCUUCCCAUUUCACGUCACGAAAAUCUUCAGCCGACACAACAUGAGAACUCUUGUACUAUCAGUUCCAAUAGUCACUGCAAUCGCCCUGAUCCCGACAUUCUUCGCGUUAACAUAUGAAUGGGUUUUAGACCCCAGAUUUAACAUUACAGUGGCCACGAUGAAGUAUACAGAGUUUUAUUUAACCUAUCAUUCAAUCAUUGACUCUUAUGCCUGGGUUGGUCUCAGCAACGGCUUUUGCGCUACAAGUUUAAUAGUGGUUGUGACGUGCUGUAUCGCUAUCGGGAUUAAACUUAUCCGAGCUGUGGUUAAGAGAAAAGAGAUGACCCAAAGAGCUGCAACCAAGGAUAAGGCAGUAAAAAUGUUAGUCACCGUUUGUGUUGUGUACAUCGCCAUUGCUACACCCAUCGUUACCUUGUACUCUUAUUUUCAACCUGCUUUUAUUUUCACAUCCUCAUUGUAUGAGCUUGUAGAUAGCAUUGGGGUUUUUCUGAGUUGUAUCAACGCAUCGGCCAACUUUGUUAUCUAUGUGACCAUGUCUGAGAAGUUUGCCAACACUUAUAGAAGGCUCCUGUCUUGCUCUGGUGAACUUUAUCGACGAGGCAGCAAACGUUACUCAUCAAAAAUUAUCUCAGUUUGA
This is a messenger RNA of Candidula unifasciata, 1119 nucleotides long. Lineage: Eukaryota; Metazoa; Mollusca; Gastropoda; Stylommatophora; Geomitridae. The record is from the annotation of a GenBank genome assembly.